Molecule: messenger RNA, 811 nt
Organism: Paramacrobiotus metropolitanus
Lineage: Eukaryota; Metazoa; Tardigrada; Eutardigrada; Parachela; Macrobiotidae
Exons: 2
Coding region: 60-755 (231 amino acids)
Source: RefSeq, a predicted model, not a curated record
CCAUAAUGUGGUAGUGCAGCACAUUUAAAUCUGUUGUAACAACAUUCGCUGAUUUCGCCAUGGGAGAGGUCGGAAAUCCCUAUUACCGCUCCAUACCGUGUUUUAGCUAUAUUUCCAUAGCGGAAGUCGUCGGUGGCGUGGUGGGAUUCAUCCGCUCAAUAACGGUUCUCAUCGGUGAUCCGGGAAGUCAUUCCUACGGCAUAAUUAUUCUCAUCAUUGUGGAUAUCCUCCUUCUGGCCACCGGCGCUUUUGGUGUGUUCACGGUGCGGCAAGUCCGUCGCGGUGGCCUCGUUAAACGGCCCUUCACCGUCCUUACCAUCCUCAACAUCAUCCUCUGUAUACUCUUCACCCUCCUUCUAAUCCUGUCCGUCUGCGCCGCUACGUUGUUAGCCGUGGACACCCGGCGCACGUAUCUCUCCUAUCCUUGGUACGUAACACCCGAAGAACGCCAAUUCACGACCGAAACCGUGAAUAUGCCGGUUACAUCAUCAACGACAUUGCGACGAGUGGAGUGGCUGGAUGCCGUCACCCCGACCACGCCCAUGUCGGCGACGGAGCCCUCGGGUGCGGGAUACACGCACGUGAUCCUCACUCUGCCGUCCCUGGUGUACCGCGGCCGGCCCACCGGAAGUCUGGCCGGUGUCAUACCGGUGCUGUUGAUCCACUUUCUCUAUGUGAUUCUCACGGCGUUCGGGGCCAGGAUAUGCAAGAAAAAUACAGCGUCACCUAGUAGUCGACGAUUAUCGGAAGUGUAGAGAAACUGAGAAGUGUAGAAUGUUGUUUAGUCUGCAUGACAUUUCACGAUAAUGUC